Messenger RNA from Sardina pilchardus (European sardine), 2082 nucleotides. RefSeq names its product DET1- and DDB1-associated protein 1-like. Lineage: Eukaryota; Metazoa; Chordata; Actinopteri; Clupeiformes; Clupeidae. The transcript has 5 exons. The record is from RefSeq and is a predicted model, not a curated record. Gene Ontology annotation, biological process: positive regulation of proteasomal ubiquitin-dependent protein catabolic process. The coding region runs from base 591 to 899 and encodes 102 amino acids. Gene Ontology annotation, cellular component: Cul4-RING E3 ubiquitin ligase complex.
GCUGUUUUACCUUUUUUACUGUCUGUGGCGUUGGCCUGUUCAGACAGGGGUGAAUACUGCUAGCUUACUAGAUGAACCAGUUGGUGCCAGACAAUUGUAUUAGUCUGCUAGUUUGUUAGCUAAAUAUAAUUGCUCUAUUUUGCUGGUAGUUCCACUUUAUGAAAUACGUCAACAUUGAGACGGGUUUUAGAAGGAGAAUUUCUGAUAGCGAUGACUUGUGACGUUAGCUAGCGAGCUAACGUUAACCUUCUGUUGUCGAGUAACCACGUUCCAGUUAACUCAGCUAGCACUACCUAGCUAUUAUGAUAGUGACCAAUAUUUUGGUCGUCACUCGGCAGUACUAAGAUUUCUUAAAACUAGCGGUCAUUUGGAUCAAGCUAAGUUAGAGGUUUUCGUGUGGCAUAGCUGAUUGGGUCCUAAGAAAUUUGUUGUAUGUGGCGGCAUUGUAGAUAACGUCAGCUAAUGUUAGCUAACGUUACAAAUGCUAACUGGCUGAAUUGACGUUCAUGUUAUAGCCUGCUAGCGUUGACUGAUAUCAUUUUACGAUAACAGCUGAAAUAGCCAGCUAACAUCAAUAGAAUCAACGAGCCAUGGAUAAGGCGGAUUUUUUAAAAGGACUGCCCGUGUACAAUAAAAGCAACUUCAGCAAGUUUCAUUCAGAUUCAGUGUGCAAAACAUCGAACAGGAGACCCUCAGUCUAUCUCCCAACACGCGAGUUUCCCUCAGAACAGAUCAUCGUCACUGAGAAAACAAACAUUCUAUUGCGAUACCUUCAUCAACAGUGGGACAAGAAAAAUGCAGCUAAAAAACGGGAACAGGAGCAAGCCGAAGGGGAGAGCCCUGCUCCUCCGAGGAAAAUCGCUCGGACUGGCAGCCGUGAGAUGAAUGAGGACUCCUAGACUUUUUCCCUGUUCACCACAUGUGAUCAGCCACAACCUGCUGGACAUGUGGCUGUUCAAGGAUUAACAAGCACACAGGCCAAGACAGCAGAUACAGACAAUGGAUAAAGUACAGCUUGCUUUAUCUGAGAUUGUGAAGCUGGUUUAUUUUUGGAGAUUGCGUUGUGUUUCCUUUUCUUUAAGUGCAACUCAUUACAACUGUUCAUUCUCAGUUGUCUUGCAAUGGCUGAGUUUUCUGGCAUAGUGGCAAGAUAUGUUGACCAGUUUUGUCUUCAGCCCUUCAUUGGCUGACAACACUUGCUUGGCACACUGUAAUGUUUUUGUCCUGAUCUCAUCGAUUCAGUAAUUUAUUGAAGUCUUGAAUAAAGUACUAUUCUAUCAAGUACACACGUGGAUUUAAAAUACUGAAAGCAGUGUUGCUUGAGUUUACAUGUCAAGUGUUAUGGUCUUGCCAGCUCCAGCUCUUGGGUUUUGUUCGAGGCAGAUAUUACUCUGACAUAUUCAACUCUGGUGUUAUUUAAUGCUAUAUUCUCUCUCAUAGCAUGUUUUGAUCAUUGAGGGAUGUGCGCACACACAAUACAUGAUGAUGAGCCUUAAUUGAAUAAUUUGAGUAAUCUUUAUAAAUAGUGUUGAAUGGUAAAUUUGUACAGAAUUUAAAUGUUAUAUGGGAGAGUAGAUCUGUAUAAAAAAGCCUUUGUGUCUCUGUGUGUACAUCUGUUGUGAAGAUCCUAUGAAGCGCAAAUCCAAUGGAGGUUUGCGGACACUCCACUUUUUGUCUAUUUGUUACAGACCUUAAACGUUUCAGUAGCAUGCAAAACCAGAGUGCCACUGCCAAGAUUGCUAACAAUAGUCAUGUCCACUCUGUGUCUACCUGUCCAAAUUGUUUAAAAGAACAUGCAUCAUGUUUGCCAGGCCUUUGGUGAAGAUGAUCAAGCUUCUAAACCCACUUAAUUUCCUGUGUCCUAUGUACAUUGACAUUGUAACAAUGUGUUGAUAUUAUUGGAUUUUAGGCAUAUCACAAUGUAUGUGUAGGCUGCAUUUAUCUAACAUUCAUAAAUCACUGAUUAUUCUGGUCAGCCACAACAAGAUCAGGCAUUUGUAAAGGAUUUUUUCUGGCUAUACUUAUGAGUUGGAAUUUUUAAAUAAACAUGCUUUAUUUUGUCAUCUUUUCUAUGCUCUUCUU